AUGCCUGCCAAUGGCAGCGAGAUGCCGGAACGUCGGAUAAUGGAUGCGCAGGAAAUCCAGCGUUCCCUGUCCCGCAUCGCCCACGAGAUUCUGGAGCGGAACCGGGGCGUCGAGGACCUGGUGCUGGUGGGCAUCCACACCCGUGGCGUGAUUUUGUCCCAGCUAUUGGAACAGAACAUCCUGCGCUUUGAGGGCAACUGCGCCCCCUUGGCAGAACUGGAUAUCAACCUGUAUCGCGACGAUUUGCAGGCUCGGGAGAGUCCCCGUGUCCGGCCCACCAAAUUUCCGGUGGACAUCCGCGGCAAGAACGUAGUGCUGGUGGAUGAUGUCCUUUUCACCGGCCGCACCAUCCGUGCUGCGCUGGACGCCCUCAGCGAUCUGGGCCGGCCCCGGCAGGUGCAGCUAGCGAUUCUGGUGGACCGGGGCCACCGCGAGUUGCCGAUACGGGCGGACUACGUGGGCAAGAACGUGCCCACCAGCCUGGACGAAGAGGUCAAGGUGCGGCUGACGGAAACGGACCAGACCGAGGAUGUAAUCAUCGUCAAACUGGGGCGGGAGAUAAAAUGA
Messenger RNA from Geodia barretti, 567 nucleotides. The record is from the annotation of a GenBank genome assembly. Lineage: Eukaryota; Metazoa; Porifera; Demospongiae; Tetractinellida; Geodiidae.